ACGAAGAUUUAGCGCCGUCACUGUUUAGUACGUAACUUUUUAAUAUGGUGAAUCUAAAUUUGUUGUCACGUUCUCUUCGUAAAAUCUCACUGUUCCACCAUUCAAUAAUUUCAACCAGGAUUUCGUCAUGUCGACACCUGAGUUACACAAGUGGAUACACAAUUAUUGACCACUCGUUUGAUGCUGUGGUAGUUGGUGCAGGUGGUGCUGGCCUGCGAGCAGGCUUCGGCCUCGCGAAUGAAGGAUUCAAAACUGCUAUCAUCACGAAAUUAUUCCCGACAAGAUCUCACACUGUCGCUGCACAAGGUGGUAUAAACGCUGCUCUCGGUAACAUGGAACCUGAUGAUUGGCGUUAUCACAUGUAUGACACGGUUAAAGGUUCCGAUUGGUUAGGUGAUCAGGAUGCUAUUCAUUAUAUGUGCGAGGAGGCUCCAAAAGCCGUCAUUGAGUUGGAGAACUAUGGGGUCCCUUUCAGUCGUCUGGAGAAUGGCAAAAUAUAUCAACGAGCCUUUGGCGGACAAAGCAUAGACUACGGACGUGGAGGUCAGGCUCAUCGAUGUUGUGCUGUGGCGGAUCGCACUGGACACUCUUUGUUGCAUACAUUAUAUGGGCGGUCUCUACGCUAUGAUGCCAGUUAUUUCAUAGAGUAUUUUGUUUUGGACCUGCUGAUGGAGAAUAAUGAGUGUCGAGGUGUUAUUGCAGUUUGCCUUGAAGAUGGGACUCUACAUCGUUUCCGUGCAAGGAAUACAAUACUUGCUACAGGGGGGUAUGGUCGUACUUACUUUUCAUGUACGUCGGCACAUACAUGCACGGGGGAUGGUACCGCCAUGGUUACAAGAGCUGGUUUACCCAAUCAAGACAUGGAAUUCGUCCAGUUUCAUCCUACAGGGAUUUACGGUGCCGGAUGUCUUAUCACCGAGGGGUGUCGUGGUGAAGGUGGGUACCUCAUAAACAACAAAGGAGAGCGAUUCAUGGAAAGAUAUGCACCAAAUGCUAAAGAUCUAGCUUCUCGUGAUGUAGUUUCAAGAGCAAUGACAAUUGAAAUCCGGGAAGGACGUGGAGUUGGUCCUUUGAAAGACCACAUAUUUUUGCAACUUUCUCAUCUUCCGGCCGAACAGCUGCACAGUCGACUGCCUGGGAUAUCAGAAACGGCAAAAAUAUUUGCGGGUGUCGAUGUUACGAGGGACCCUAUUCCUGUGUUACCAACGGUACAUUAUAACAUGGGAGGAAUUCCAACGAAUUACAGAGGACAGGUGUUAACGUAUGAUCCUAUUGCUAAGACGGAUAAAACUGUUCCUGGAUUAUAUGCUGCAGGUGAAGCUGCUUGUGCAUCGGUUCAUGGCGCCAAUAGAUUGGGUGCGAAUUCACUGCUUGACAUAGUUGUGUUUGGCCGCGCGUGCGCUUUGGAUAUCGCUGCAAAACAUAAGCCUGGCGAUGCAGGUCCCGAAUUGAAACCAGAUGCUGGAGAGGCUUCCAUCGCCAACUACGACAAACUUCGCACUGCCAAUGGACAGUACCCAGUAGCUCAUGUUCGACUAGAGAUGCAACGUACGAUGCAAGAGUAUGCGGCUGUAUUCCGUGAUGGUUCAACUCUUCAAACAGGUUGUAAGAAAAUGUAUGAACUUUACACCUCUCGGAUGAAUGAUUUAAAAGUUAGUGAUCGAAGUAAAAUCUGGAACAGUGAUUUGAUGGAGGCUUUGGAAUUGCAAAAUUUAAUGCUCAAUGCCUUACAAACCAUUGUAAGUGCUGAAGCUCGUAAAGAAUCUCGUGGUGCUCAUGCACGUGAAGAUUUUUCCAGUCGAGUAGAUGAAUUUGACUAUUCCAAACCUAUUGAAGGACAAAAGCCCAAACCAUUUGAAGAACAUUGGCGGAAACAUACAUUAGCUUAUCAGGAUGCGAAAAGUGGUGCUGUGAAAUUGGAGUACCGUCCGGUAAUUGAUGCCACUUUAGAUUCUGACAGCUGUCCAACUGUCCCACCGAAACUGCGUUCAUACUAGGUUAGUUUCCCUAACCUUUACGUUGCAAAAAUAUCAUAUGUAUUCAUUUUUUGUUAACAAAAAUACUAUUAUCAGCAUAUUUUCCGUUGCUUGAUCGAUAGCUGCAACUUGGGAGUAGUAGCGGGGCUUACAUAUCACAAUGACCCCACGAACUACACUGACUGGGUCCCUUGUUCUCUCGAGGUCCUACGAUACCGGAAAUGUCAUUUGGAUAGUGGUGAAAUCAAAGGUGAUUUCCGUUAUGAUAUACACUGCUACACUAUGAAGGCAGUCUGAUGGUGGAUUCGUACUGCUAGCUGGAUAGGGUGUGACAGAAGUAAGUUGUUUUCCCUGGAUGACCAGCAGUACCAUGCUGAUACUACCUUUCUGGUGAGAACGGAAGGUUAGGCACUUUUGGCCUUGAAAAUAGUACACUCUUCCUGUCUUGUGUCGAUCGUGUGUGUUCUUAGGUGGAUUUGAAGAAAACAAACCGAAAUUCUAAAGUUCUGAAAUGGCCUUAUUUAAUCGGUCUCACUUUGACUCUGUGGUCACGCAGUAACCCCUUUUUUUCAGGUAAAUCAGGAAGAACUGGCUUUCCAUGAUGCAGACAGCUGACAUGUGUCAACUGCCCUAACAACUCUGUCAGCACUAAAGUUCAUUCAGAUUAUUAUCAACCUUCAACGUCGUUACUUUCUAAUCUUCUCCAUGUCUGUUGGCCAAAAUUCUUGAUUCUUAAUUUCUUCCAGGUCUGCAUUUUUUAAUAGAGACUGGAGUUCACGAGGCAGAAUCUUGGUCUCAUGGAACCGCGUUGCAGACCACAUUGGGCUCUUAGUGUCCUCACCCUCCGUCAAAUCGAUCAGCAAGCUUCGUUAUGCAAAAUGUGGGCUUCUUGGGUCAUGGAUGUAUGUUGUGUUUGCGAAAUAUGUGUACAGGACUCAAGUGCAACUACCGACUUACCGUCAAUCGAUCAGUCUAAUGAAAAUGCAAAAUUCAUUCUUCGAGGUUCUGAAUAUUCGAUGGCGAGUUCCUAAUGUCUUGCAGGUUGUUGAACUAGAUUCCAGUUAACAGGGGCCUGUUAAUCUGACUAUCAUAAUUGACAGUGGUAAGGUGAACAGUGAAACUCGCUGCCUACACACUCGUUGUCAUUGUUUACCUCAGAAAAGGUAACCAUUAAAGAUUGCCAUUUAUAACUGAGUUUAACAAUAUAUUUACUGAGUCCUGCUUGCUUAUCGUGUAGUCCAUGAAUCUUCACGUGGUCAUAAAGUUAGCUGUAUCCAGAGGGUGACAGUCUAGUUAUGUUUAUUGACUCAUCUCAAGUUUUCCACAUAUUGUGUCUAACUAUUCUCGUUUCGUUUCAAUUUUCUCUUUCAGAAUUGGCUACAUUUAAGAUCAAACUGACUAACUGACUGAUUAAAGCUUGCUAAUAUCCAGUUCAACUUUUUUCUGUGAAUUAUGUAUCGGUGUUUGAUUUUUGUAUUCUUUGAGUAUCUGUAUGUGUUUGUAUGCAGCUAUAUCAAACUGAACUGUUCUAAGCUGUUAAUACAGACCACAUCUUUCUUUGAAUGCCCCUGUUGACAAGUGAUAAUUUUGUCUUUGUUAUACUUUUACAGCUUAUAUUAUUGUUUAAACACAAUUUUCCCAAAGAUCUGUAACACUUCAUUACUUUUAUCAUUUCCCUUCCCUUUUCUCUCUCUCACACUGUAUCCAUUCAUAUUUUAUUUGUUAGUCAAGUAUUUAAUUAUUUGAUGACACUUGAUAAAACUAGUUCCAUUAUUCAGAUGAUUUUUUCAGUCUAUCUAGUAACAUUUUAUUGACUU
This is a messenger RNA of Heterobilharzia americana, 3793 nucleotides long. The record is from the annotation of a GenBank genome assembly. Lineage: Eukaryota; Metazoa; Platyhelminthes; Trematoda; Strigeidida; Schistosomatidae.